GAAUCGGUUGAAAAGAUCCGGUUGAAAAAAAAGAAGCGAUUCAGCCGCGAGUCGGGACAGGAAGCCUGAGUCGAGCAGCUGAUAAUCGGACUGGGGAUGUUCCGGUGAGAGGAGCUCGUCUCCUUUAGGCUGCUGCUGUGGGUCGGCUAACGGCGAGCUAACAAUGAAGGCCUAAGCCGACAGCCCCGGGAUUUAAACCUCUCCGAGCUGGCUGACCAAACGAGGACAAACACACGCAGGCAUGGCCUCCCAGCUGCAAGUCUUCUCUCCUCCGUCCGUGUCUUCCAGUGCCUUCUGCCGGGUCAAAAAGAUGAAGGUGGAGAGCUGCGCUUGGGAUGCCUCCGGUGAAGCCUACGGCUCUGUGGGCCAAGCCUACGGCUUCAACCCUGCCCCAGCUCUCCCUUUCAACACCUCCGGCCUGGUCUUCCCACCGGCCUCCCGGUGCCAGGUGGUGGUCCGUGCCGCAGACAGUACGGGGGGAGCACCGCAGGGCUCCAGCCGCCGGCCCACAGACACGCACGUGUCCCGCAGCCAGAGGUAUGGUGUGAAGCGGAAGAACGAGGAGGUGGAUCGGUCUGGAGGCGGGGGCAGUGGCAGCGGAAGCGUGCAGAUUCUGGAGGAACUGUCUGCCCCGGCUUACUCGGGCCGUGCUGCCGGCGGCAACACCACCCAGUCCAUUCCCCACUCUGCUCCCACCACCAAGAGCAGCAGCUCCAACGGCGAAGGGGACUACCAGCUCGUCCAGCAUGAGAUCCUCUGCUCGGUCUCAAGCAGCUACGAGGUGCUGGAGUUCCUCGGCCGGGGCACCUUCGGGCAAGUGGCAAAGUGCUGGAAAAGGGGCACCAAUGAAAUCGUGGCCAUCAAAAUAUUGAAGAACCAUCCUUCAUAUGCACGACAAGGCCAGAUAGAGGUGAGCAUUUUGAACCGUCUAAGUGCAGAGAACGCGGAUGAGUUCAACUUUGUGCGCUCGUACGAGUGUUUCCAGCACAAAGGCCACACAUGCCUGGUGUUUGAGAUGCUGGAGCAGAACCUCUACGACUUCCUGAAGCACAGCAAGUUCAGCCCCCUCCCUCUACGCCACAUCAGACCCAUCCUGCAGCAGGUGGCCACUGCCCUGAUGAAGCUCAAAAGCCUCGGCCUGAUCCACGCCGAUCUUAAGCCAGAGAACAUCAUGCUGGUGGACCCAAUCAGGCAGCCCUACCGGGUCAAAGUCAUCGACUUUGGAUCGGCCAGUCACGUGUCUAAGGCGGUGUGCUCUACUUACCUGCAGUCUCGCUACUAUAGAGCUCCUGAGAUCAUUCUUGGCCUGCCGUUCUGUGAAGCUAUCGACAUGUGGUCACUGGGCUGUGUGAUUGCGGAGCUCUUCCUCGGAUGGCCGCUGUAUCCCGGAGCUUCUGAAUAUGAUCAGAUCCGGUACAUUUCUCAGACCCAGGGACUUCCAGCAGAGUAUUUGCUUAGUGCUGGCACAAAGACCUCCCGCUUCUUCCACAGAGGGCCUGACUCCAGUUAUCCACUGUGGAGGCUGAAGACUCCAUCAGAGCAUGAGGCAGAGAUGGGCAUCAAGUCCAAAGAAGCGCGAAAGUACAUCUUUAAUUGCCUGGAUGACAUGAUGCAGGUCAACCUGUCUUCUCACUUGGAGGGCACCGACAUGCUGGCAGAGAAAGCAGAUCGGCGGGAGUUCAUUGAUCUGCUAAAGAGGAUGCUCCGUUUGGAUGCUGACAAAAGAAUCACCCCUACCAAGACCCUGGCCCAUCCCUUUGUCACCAUGAGCCAUUUGCUGGACUUCCCCCACAGCUCCCAUGUAAAGUCAUGUUUCCAAAACAUGGAGCUGUGUAAGCGGAGGAACAGUAGCUACGAUAAUGGGAAGGCUCUUUUUGCUGCUAAUACUGUUCCUGGCACAGGGGGCAACCUGACGGUGACCUUCAGCAGUCAGCUUAACCAGAACAACCAGGUUCCUUCAGCCGGUGGAGCAGUUCCUCUCCUCAACUACCAGCCAGCCCUUUAUCAACAGGCCACGAUAAACAUCCCAGGCCUGGCCCAGCCCACCAUCCCCCUGCAGACACGCCCCCCUCAGCUAUGUCCCCAAACUGAGCCCUUCCAGCAGACCCUCAUUGUUUGCCCACCCACCACCAUACAGGGGCUUCCGUCCUCCAGCAAGACCUCCAGCUACCCGGUCAGGAUGGAAAACGGUGUUCCUGUAGUCCAGCAGAGCCAGAAUACUCAGCCUCUCCAGAUUCAACCAGGAAUGCUGACGCAGGGAUCCUGUACACCGCUGAUGGUGGCCACAUUGCAUCCCCACGCGCCGGGCGUGUCAUCUCAGUACCCGCUGCCCCUGGCACUGGGCUGUGGGGCAGGAAGGCCUUCUCUGCUGGAGCAGACAGCCACCGUGCUGCAGGCCUGGCAGACGGGCACGCAGCAGAUCCUCCUCCCCCCUGCCUGGCAGCAGGUGCCAGGAAUGACCCUUCAUGGCACGGGCGCAGCACAAACCAUCACAGAAUCGCCCUUGGAGACCAUCCUCUCAGACAGCUCCACGCAGCAGACGCCCACCUGGAGGGCAUCUCACAGUACAGUUCUCCAGCAGAACCCUCAUGUUUUGGACUCAACUCAGUCCCUCAACCGCGGAGUGUCUAGCGCUGCUCGGUCAUCGCAAAGCAAGAGGAACAGGGCUCGCUGCAUGGACAGCAGCAGUGGUCUGGUUGGUGCGUCUUACAACAGCGCUGCCCUGUCUCAGCCGAUCAUCAUCUCUGACACACCCAGCCCUGCUGUCAGCGUGAUCACAAUCCACAGUGAUUCUGAUGAGGAGGAUGAGAGGAAGUUCCACCCUGCCAGCUGUGGACCUAAUCAGAGAGCCAACGUCAUCAGCUGUGUGACCGUCCACGACUCUGACUCCUCCACUGCUAGCCCCCUGACCCCCCUGCCCCGAAAUGGCCUGGCAGCUCAGUCCUUGCGCCUGGCGAAGUCCUUGGCAGUUGUUGCUCCCUCUGUGAAAAUCCAGCUAGGAGAAAGCUCGGCACUAGCCAAAGUAGCUACAGGAGUUCUGCAGAGUUCCUACAUAAAGCCCAAAAGGGCAGCAACACGGCAGCCAUGCAGCUCAGGGGAAAGUGUCGGUCGCCAGGAGCCUAGCAGGUCCCAACCACUCAACCUGAGCCAGACCACGGUCUCAUCAUCUCAAGACCACACUAGUGGCUCCACACUGCGCCGGCAGCAGACCUACCCGCCUUCCUCCUCCCAGUACCGCCUCCAAGAGGCCCUGCCAUUCACCAGCGCCCCUAGCCUGUACACGUACCCAGCGUCCGCAGCACUGGCCUCUGCCUCGCACACCAUGGAGCAGCUGCUCGUCCAGGGCUCCUCCCCUUCCAUCCACGUCCCGCCCACCAGUCACUAUGCAGCCAGUCUUAUCCCGAAAGACUCGGUGGGCGGCGUGGUCCACGGAUUGCCCGCCCACUACCAGCAGCAUUUCCCUACCCACCCUUAUGUUGGCGCAAACACCAGCAGCACUAGAGGAAGUGCGGCCUAUGGUGGCUAUCAGCUCAGUCCUAGAAGAGUUACUCAGUACCCGUACAUAUGAGGUGAGGCACAUAGUAGAGAGGGCUGACUGAGGCGUAGUUACCAACCGAGAUAGGACCACAUCCUUCUUAUAGACUUGCCAUUGAAACUGCUGCGACAUUAACUGCUAUUACCUAUUAUUUAAUUGAACUAUUUUAGUUUUUUUUUUUUUUUAGGUUUUUUUUUUUUUAAGGUUGACAUUUAGAAAUAUUAUAUUUUACCGGUCUCUGUUUGUAUCCUUCCUCUGGAAAAGAAGUUCUGUUAUCUGUUAGGGUCAGAUUUAUUUUCCUAGCACAAUACAUGUGGUGUGGUGACGUGGUGUUGAAAAAGAUGUUCAUUAGCAAUAGCGAGACACUAUUAAAAGAAAAGCUGACACACAAAAGGGACGGACAGCUGGAUCCUGGAACAGCACGACCCCCGUAGUUCAUUUAUGUACUACUAAAUGUACUACUAAAAGUUCCACACUAACCCUGUAAAACCCUGUAAUCCACUUUUGUCGAUUCCCCCCCAUGUUAGCUUUUAGCAUUUUUAAUGUUUUGUGUUUUAAUGUUUUAGGUCCCACACUCUCCUGUUCUAUUGUUUUUAAUCAUUUUAAAUUAUGUUCCACUGUUGGUUUUAUUUUACUAAUUUACUGGACGAUGUGUAUUGAAGUGACUGAAAAGGAAGAAGAAGAAGAAGAAGAAAAAAAACGAGUAUCAGGAGUACGUGUGCGUACAUGUAAGAGUCCACGCGCCUCCUUUACUAUUUAAAUCAAGACUUAAGUGUUAGUUGAAUACGACGAAAGGCAAGGUAGGAUUGUAGGAAGAGUUAUGUUGUGCUGAAAGUAAAAUGAUAAAAUGAUUGAUUAAUAGAACUCGACCGAUUUAUGGGUUACUUGUCUUUAGAGUUGUUUUAAUCUUGUUAAACCUUAUGAAUUCCUCUGGAGAUUUAAAAAAAAAAAAAAAAAAAGCAAGCCUAUACUUAAACUGUGAUCAUGUCAAAGCCAAUGAAUCAACGAAAAUAUGUACUGACAAAAAUAAUUUCCCUUGCCUUUUUUUUUUUUUUUUUUUUUUUUUAAUGAUUCAUUAUGGCUUCUGAAAAACCCCGGUUUUCAUCCUGUCUAUCCGUUUGCUGAAUUGAUGUGCUGUUAUGGUUCUUCUAAUGCUGUUAGGAGUAGAACUUGUUUAGCAAAAUGAACUAAUUAACACCAAAAAAAUGUCCAGUCAAAAAAUCCAGGGUUCUGAGUGAACUUUUGAGCAUUUUUAUUUGUAUUUUUUUUUUUUUUUUUUUUUUUUGCUAAUGCCCCGUAUACCUGCAUCCUUUACUGAGUCUGUGUUUACAUGCAGUCAGAAAUCCGUUCAUAAUCUGAUUACUGCAGUUAUACUCUGAUGUAUAAUUUAGGUCAGAGUAAGAUUUAAGAAUCUGGUCGAGGAUGGACGUUAGCUCAGUAAUGGUAUUUCUUAGUGCUUGUAAACUCUAGUAUUCUUGGAUUUCUCAGUCUGUACACUCGUGAAAACAGACUGUGGUAGUGGAAAAAGCAAGUUUUCCCAUUAUCUGAUGACCCAAGCUCAUGUAAAUGCAUCGAUCAGAUUACAGAAGGUCCAGCAUUUUGCAGUAAUCAGAUUUUGAAGUGCAUGUAAACACACUCCGGAUAAGCCUCAUCAUCAUAACCCAGGCAGGUAAUAAAGACGUUACUGGUGUCGCAGCACUGAUGAUGUGUUUGUUGUAUCUGCAGAUAUACUUUUGCUCAAAAGUACACUGGCUCAGCUACACUGUCUUACUUACUUGUUCUGCUCUCAAUAAGAUGAUGUGCCUUGACAUUCUCUCUCUCUUUCUCUCCAUGUUUUGAAGUCAAGAGUACAUUUUCUCAUCGACCGCAAAAGUACUGUAUGCAUUUUGUAACGCCAAAAUCAUGGAAAAAAAAAAAGAAAAGUACAUCAGAACACCUCCAUUGUAAUACCAUCCAAUAAACAAACACAAUUCCA
Astyanax mexicanus (Mexican tetra) is the source of this 5510-nucleotide messenger RNA. RefSeq names its product homeodomain interacting protein kinase 1b (gene hipk1b). Gene Ontology annotation, molecular function: ATP binding; protein serine/threonine kinase activity; protein tyrosine kinase activity. The record is from RefSeq and is a predicted model, not a curated record. The transcript is spliced from 18 exons. The coding region runs from base 242 to 3568 and encodes 1108 amino acids. NCBI's taxonomy places the organism in Eukaryota, Metazoa, Chordata, Actinopteri, Characiformes, Acestrorhamphidae. Gene Ontology annotation, biological process: peptidyl-serine phosphorylation; peptidyl-threonine phosphorylation; intrinsic apoptotic signaling pathway in response to DNA damage by p53 class mediator. Gene Ontology annotation, cellular component: cytoplasm; PML body; nucleus.